Symbiodinium sp. CCMP2592 is the source of this 2091-nucleotide messenger RNA. Lineage: Eukaryota; Dinophyceae; Suessiales; Symbiodiniaceae. The record is from the annotation of a GenBank genome assembly.
AUGGAAUUGGCCGAAGACUUCGACUUUCUGACAGAUGAAGACAAAGAUUUCGCGCAAACUCUCAGGCGGCGCUUUCACGACGACUUCGCACAGCGCGAGGCUGAUGGCCGCGCCUACCCCUGCUUCUUCGGGCCGAUUGCCCUGGCUCGCAUUCUUCGGGCAGUUGAUGGAAACGUGGAGAAGGCUUGCGAGUGGUUUCAGGCUUUUCUCCAGGCCAUCUCUGAGCAGGGUGCCGAGGACUUAAUACAGGAUGUGAUCCGUCGCUUCGAAGCCGCAAAGUCCGAGACGAUUCACGCCAGCAUGCUCCCACACUACGAUGCCGUCAAGGACUUCUAUCAUGCAGAGCUCCAUGCAUUGCAGCUUUCGCCAGACGGCGACGCCAUUAUGUAUCUGCCGUUGAUUGACCAUGACAAGAAUGGCAUCAUGGAGCACAUGGACUGGGACCAGUGGGUCGCCUACAGCAAGGCCGGCACUGUGCUUCAGUGUUUGGCGCUGGACACCCUUAGCAGACGCACUGGCCGCAUCGCACGAAUCGUCCUUGUGGUCGACAUGGAGGGAUGCUCCUUAGACCUUGUGAUGAAUCGGACAUUUCUGCGUGCUCACAGGCGAGAUGUUGUGGACUGCUUUCAGCAGAAGGUGGCAGCUGAGAUAGUCGCCAAUGUCUAUGUGAUCAAUUUACCAUGGACGCUGGCGAACCUCUUCACCUUGUGUAAAACCUUUGUGCCGGCCAAGUUUUUGCAAAAGGUAAGGGUGCUGAGCGGCGACUCCCUGCGAGAUUCCUCUUUCGUGAAGCAUUGCGGAGGCCCCGAGCAGGUUGCGGGUUUCUUUGCGUCGCGGAAGGGUCUAGCCGCAAACAGCAGCCAAAAGGCACACAAGGAGCUGCACUCUUUAGAUCUUUGGCCAGAGAAGGAUGAGCUGGAGCUGGUUGGAAGGCUGCGUGCGAAGUUUGCUGACGAGUUCGAGCGUCGUGCGCAGACUGGGCACGACUGGCCCUGCCUGUUUAGCGACUUGGCACUGGCUCGCGUCCUACGUGGCAACGAGGGUUAUUUUUCAGAAUCAGUUAACUGGUUCCAGAAAUUUCUCGACAAGAUGGCAGAACAUCAAGUUGACCGUCUUGUUUCGACAAUGACACAGCGACUCGAAGAGUCUGGCCUGGAUCGUGGAUGCACGUCGAUGCUCCCCCACGCGUCGGAGAUAGAGAAGCACUUUCGCUGCGUCUUCUCGGCGCCGAGGCUGACGCCCUCUGGGGAUGUCAUUUGGUAUGUGCCGCUGGGUGAUUUCAAUCGUGAAUCCCUGGUCGAGGAGGUGGACUGGGCGCACUGGGUGGAGUUCCUGCGUGCAAUGGUGGUAUUGCGGGCUGUGGAGGCCCAGAAGCUCAGUGAGAGCCAGGGGCGCAUGGUGAAGUGCAUCAUGAUCCUCGAUUUGCACGGUAGCGGCACCACUGCUACCGGUUUUCCCAAGGUCGAGGAGUUCGACGACAGGAACCAAGCCAACAUGAAGUUUAUGCGCCAGAUCGUGAUCGAGGUUCUGGGCCCAGUGUACGUUCUCAACGCGCCUUGGGUAGCCGUGAAGGCUUUCAACUGGUUCAAAGCCCUGGUGCCGGAACGGUUUUCUCAGAAGCUGAUGCUUCUGGAUGGGGAUGGCACAUCGGAUCAGGAUUUCUUGGAGCUGGUGUCCGAGUCGCAGUUGAAGCACCUGCUUGCCACACGCGUCGGUCUGGUAUCUGGGGAAACUGAUGCGAAUUGUGGUGAUGCCCUUGUGGCAGCAGGCGAUUGCUUCCAACGAUGCCGGGAUUUGCGGGCCGGAGAAACAAUUUCUUGGUCCUUCUCAGUCGUUGCAGGAGAUGGAGACGCAUGGCUUGGUGCCUCCGACAUCGAGUUCUCGGCCUCCUUGUGGCUUCAUCCGGAAUUUGCUCAAGACGAGCAGCCGGAGGAAGAAAAUGUGGUCGUUGAAGCCGUUAUCGUGCAAGCUUCGAAAGGUGAGGUCUCUGGAAAGUACACAGCUUCUCGAGAUGGCGUUAUCACUCUGCGCUGGAGCAAUGAGCACAGCCGACUGCGAUCAAAAACGGUUCGGUACAGAAUCGACUUAUGA